This is a messenger RNA of Colletotrichum orchidophilum, 1206 nucleotides long. RefSeq lists its product as uncharacterized. NCBI's taxonomy places the organism in Eukaryota, Fungi, Ascomycota, Sordariomycetes, Glomerellales, Glomerellaceae. The record is from RefSeq and is a predicted model, not a curated record. The transcript has a single exon. The coding region runs from base 1 to 1206 and encodes 401 amino acids.
AUGCGGCCCUCUGCUCCCCUCCCGCUGCUAUUAUCCGUCUCCUCAGCAGCAAACGCGAUCCCCCUCAUCGAUCGCCUCCUACAUCUCCGUGGCAGGAAUCCAACAAAGACCUACUCGGUUGUCAAUGUUGAGGGAAAUCCCAGCAACGACCCGCCAGUCGUCACCAUCACAAGGUCGCUGGUCCAGACGACGGUGACGGAAAGCGUGACGGUAUCCGUCCCUCAGAUCACGCCUCCGGCCCAGACAACAUCUACAACCCUCAUCAUUGUGAACGUCGAUGGGACUACCGACAGCGGCCCAGUGACCGUCACCGUCUACCCCAGUGUAAAGCCUACCCCUGGAUCAACACCCUUGACGUCCACGACGACGGUAGCAACACCACCACCAGCCGCCCCUCCGCCGAGUUCUACUGAGCCAGAGCAGCCUUCGCUUGCGCCGUCAACUCAUGCCUCGGAGUCUUCUCGGCCGGCGGCCUCAUCAUCAGUACCGCCUGUCAUUCCUUCGAGCAUUGGCAGCCCUUCAUCGAACCCGACACCAUCCUCGAGCGCCCCUAUCGUGGUGCCUCCUUCGUCAACCGAAACUCAUGCUACCCCGACUGCGUCUCCGUUGCCGUCUGUCAGUUCUUCUGCGGGAGCAGUCGAGCCUCCUCCGCCAACGUGGACACCCGUCUUCCCAUCAUCUCCAUCAUCAUCAGCUACAGCACUCUCCAGCUCCUCCACGGCCGUUGUGGUCCCUCCUCAGUCAUCACCAACAUGGGCAGCUCCAAGCGAGCCGGCAUCAACGCCACCUGGGUCAUCAGCGAUCGUCGUCCAGCCUCCCCAGCCAACAGCAACCCCAGUCGUACCGACAUCUUAUGUCGCUCCUCCAGUAGAGCCGUCAUCCGUUCCUCCGUCCAACAUGACAUCGUCAUCAUCAACCUCGACGACGCCAACAUGGACCUCUACUCUGGUAACAAGCACGAGUAUCUCAGAGGCUCACACUCCCCUGACUCCCACUCAGGUUUAUGAGACUACCUACCAGACGUCAUGGGUGUUGACGCCCAGCCCUUUCCCUCAACCAUCCACCUUUGUCACUAGCACCCUCAGCGUGACGACCCCUUCCCCGGUCCCGGCAGCUAGCAAGAGCUUCGAUGAUGGUGACUGGUCUACUAGCAAGUACCCUGAAUGGAACGGCACCGCUAGUGCGACCCCACGCUACCGCCGGUGA